AUGUCACCACUCUUCACCAUUUCGAUCAAGCCAGAGAAAAAAGCGGAACCACUAGAAGUCCUGAUAGAUUCAGGCGCCACUUCGUCAUUUCUCCAUCCCCGCACCGCGGAAUUACUCCGUCUUCCACUCAUUGACCUCCCCACUCCACGUACCGUCACUAUGCUCGAUGGGUCGAGCCCCCAGGCUGGCAAAAUCUGGAAGAAGGCAAUCCUAACCUUCUCCUUUGAUGGCAAGAAAAUAACAGAAACCUUCCUCAUAUGUAAUACAGGUUCUCACGCUGCCAUCCUAGGAUUGAAAUGGUUGGAAACUCAUAAUCCGGAGAUUGACUGGAACACGCGCACUCUCUCCUUUCCUCAUGUCCCACCGGAACACGUGGCCAUCGCCGAAGAAGAGGAAGCUGACAAGAACCCCCUUGAAGGAGUACCCUCCAAGUACCACCAAUACGCUAAGGUAUUCGGAGAAGAAGAAUUCAACAAGCUACCUCCCCACCGGCAUUACGACAUUGGAAUCAAACUAACAGAAGAAGGACCCCUGAACUCGCCUCUCUACAGCAUGACUGACGCUGAAUCCGCCACACUCAAGGAUUGGCUCAGGGACAAGCUCAAAGCAGGCAAAAUCCGGCCUAGCAAGUCCUCCAUUAGUUCCCCCGUUAUGUUUGUCCCAAAGAAGGAUGGUUCCCGUCGCUUGGUAGUAGAUUACCGUUGCCUCAACAACCGGACCAAGAAAAACGUCUACCCACUUCCCCGUCCUGAUGACCUCAUGGCCCAGCUCCGCGGCGCCAAGGUCUUCACCAAGCUAGACCUAAGAUGGGGUUACAAUAACGUCCGGGUUAAGGAAGGUGACAAGUGGAAAACUGCCUUCCGCACCAAAUAUGGGUUGUAUGAGUCCCUGGUUAUGACCUUUGGUUUAACAAACGCCCCCGCCGCCUUUCAGCACUUCAUGAACGAAUUGUUCAAAGACUUAUUGGAUGUAUGCGUCAUCAUAUACUUAGAUGACAUCCUGAUUUACUCCAAGGAUGACGCGUCCCACACCCAACACGUCCAUGAGGUCCUACGGCGCUUACUAGAAAACCAAUUGUUUUGCAAAGCCUCGAAAUGCACUUUCCACGUCACUUCCGUGGAAUACCUUGGGAUUAUUGUCUCCAAUAACGGGUUUAGUCUGGAUAAACUCAAGAUCCAGGCAGUACAGGAUUGGCCGGUACCCACUAAAGUCAAGGAAGUCCAAUCAUUCCUAGGGUUUGCUAAUUUCCUUUGCCGAUUUGUUGCCAACUUCAGUCAUAUGGCUAGGCCGCUACACAACCUAGUGAAAAAGGACACGCCGUGGAAAUGGGGCACCAAGGAACAGGAAGCUUUCCAGGGACUGAAGGACGCCAUCACCAACGCCCCGGUCCUUUGUCACGCCGAUCCCUCCAAACCGUACUUUCUAGAGACAGACGCCUCAGGGGCCGCCCUUGGAUCCAUACUGAGCCAACGACAAGAAGACGGACGAUUGCACCCCUUAGGCUUCCUAUCCGAGUCAUUCAAGGGAGCCGAGCAAAAUUACAAUACACAUGAUAAGGAGCUCCUAGCAAUCAUCCGCUCCUUCGAGUAUUGGCGUAUAUUCCUGGAAGGCACUACGCAUCCUAUCACCGUCUUUACUGAUCAUUGGAACCUGGAGUACUGGAGGGAGUCUAGAACCUUUAACCGCCGCCAUGCACGCUGGCACCUCCUCCUGGCUGGGUAUAACUUUCAAAUUGUGUACCGCCCCGGCAAGCAAUCCGGUAAACCAGAUGCCCUGUCACGCCGAUCCGACCAUGCCGACAUUCCACCCGCCGCCCAGACCAUGCUCCCAGACCCUGUCUUCGCCAACGUAGCCCUAGUAACGCCCGAAAAGGAACUUCAACGACAGAUUGAGUCAUCCUUAGACCAAGACGAGUCCCUGGAGGAAAUCCUCCAAUUCUUACAGAACGAAUCUAAGGCUCCACCCUCAAUCAAACGCGCCUUCAAGGACUACGAGAUGGAAGCAGGCCUACUAUUUUACCAAGGGCGGAUUGUGGUUCCUGACGUUGGCACCCUGAGAACGGAUUUGCUUCGUAUUUUCCACGACAGUCCACUGGCCGGGCACCCUGGGAGGCAACGAACGUUGGAACUGAUCUCCAGAAACUACUAUUGGCCCGGCAUCCGCGCUGACACCUAUUGGCACGUGGAUUCUUGCGAAACCUGUCAACGGAUCCGCAAACCCAAGUACGCUUCUAUCCCCCCACAGCCUUUGGAACUUCCCACGCGACCUUGGCAACAUGUAUCCUAUGAUAUGAUCGUAGAUCUACCCAAGGACGGAACCAAUGAUUCCAUCCUGGUAAUUGUUGACAGCUUCACCAAGUACGGGAUCUUUGUCAAAUGUUCCAAGAAACUGAAGGCCCCAGAAUUGGCGGAACUAUUCCUAGAACACGUGUGGAAACGUCAUGGUAUGCCUGAAAAAACGGUCUUGGAUAGAGGGAGGGUCUUCAAUAAUAAAUUCCUGAAGGCACUGUACAAACGCCUAGGAAUAGACCCCCACUUCUCAUCGGCAUAUCACCCACAGAGUGACGGUCAAACCGAGCGGGUCAAUCCUUCAAUCGAACACUUCCUCAGGGCUUACUCAGGGAUCAACCAGCGGGACUGGACUAAGUGGCUUCCAAUGGCGGAGUUUGCGUAUAACAACGCCGUCCAUAGCAGUACGGGUAAAACCCCCUUUAAAGCCCAGUAUGGGUGGGAACCAACCUUAACCCCGUCCAACGUACCAACGGACGUCCCAGAAGCAGACGAUCUGGCCCAAACAAUGGAGGCCCAGUGGAAAGAGGUAGAAUCUGCCCUCCGGCAAUCUAAACAACGAAUGGUAGCCGGGGAAGAUGGUAACCCAACGGAGUUCGAUGUCGGAGAGGAAGCAUGGCUCGAUGCUAAGAACGUUAAUCUCAAAACCCUAAGCCCCAAACUCACAGAACAACGCUUGGGACCGUUCAAAGUCAUUGAGAAGAUCUCCGACCGCGCGUACCGCCUUGAACUCCCUCCUACCAUGAGGAUCCACAACGUCUUUUAUGUAGGACUCCUGUCUAAAGUCAAGAGGGACAAAAAACGGACAUUUGAGAACCGCCCGCCACCAGUCACCGUGGACGGAGAAGAGGAAUACAAGGUCGAAGGAAUCACCAAUGCCGAAGAAAGGGAUGGGAAAUGGUUUUUCCGAGUCAAAUGGAAGGGGUACGGGUCCGAGGAGAACACAUGGGAACCUUGGGAAAACUUAAAAAAUGCGGAAAAAAUUUUAGAAAAAUACGAAAAAGAUAUGAAGAAGAAGGCCCUUGGCGCUGCCAAGGCCCUUAGAGGGGGGGCAGUGUCGUAG
This is a messenger RNA of Rhizoctonia solani, 3351 nucleotides long. Its product is annotated as Retrotransposable element Tf2 protein. The transcript has a single exon. Gene Ontology annotation, molecular function: nucleic acid binding. Gene Ontology annotation, biological process: DNA integration. The record is from RefSeq and is a predicted model, not a curated record. Bases 1 to 3351 code for a protein of 1116 amino acids. Lineage: Eukaryota; Fungi; Basidiomycota; Agaricomycetes; Cantharellales; Ceratobasidiaceae.